Molecule: messenger RNA, 378 nt
Organism: Mangifera indica (mango)
Lineage: Eukaryota; Viridiplantae; Streptophyta; Magnoliopsida; Sapindales; Anacardiaceae
Exons: 1
Coding region: 1-378 (125 amino acids)
Source: RefSeq, a predicted model, not a curated record
AUGCUAGGAUUUGAUUUUGACAUCGUGUACAAACCUAGGUGUGAAAACAAGGCAGCCGAUGCCUUGUCAAGGAAGCCAAUGGAAGAAGGGGAAUUGAAAGCAAUCAUGUUCGUUGUCCCAACUGGUGCAGAUGGGAUUCAAGAGGAGGUGAUGAAGGAUGAGAAACUAAGGGGAAUUAUACAAGAAUUGCUCAGAGGAACUAUCACUCAUGCAGGAUAUGAGCUGAGAAAAGGAAACUUGAUGUACAAGAGAUGCAUGGUAGUGCCAAAAAAUUCCAGGUUGGUUCAAUUAUUUCUUUUAGAAUUCCACUCUUCACCCAUUGGUGGACAUUUCGGUUUUUUCCUCACCUACAAGAAGAUCUCUUCAAUCCUUUAUUAG